UGCAGAAAGUAAUGAUUCCAGAAAUGAUUAUUCAGAAAGCAAUGUUUCAAAAAACAAUGAAGAUGACAAUGACCCACUUCCAGAAUUCUCAAAGGAAAGUGAAGAUUCUGGAGAUGAAUAUUUGAAUAACAAUGGUUCUGAAAAUGAUGAAAGCGAUGAACAAGAUAGUACUACUAGUGAAAAUGAUGAAGAUAGCUCUAAUAUAGGGACCGAUACAUUAAGUUUAUUUCUAGAAGAUGACUUUGAUGAAAAAUCAUCAAUUUCUAAAAAAUCAUAUAAAGGAAAAUUUAAGCAGAUAUCAUCAAUUGAAGAAGAAAUGAAUAUUGAUCAACCUUUAGAAGAAACACUACCAUUUGAUGUAUAUAAGCAAUCAGAUGAUGAUGAAAUUAUGACAAUACCCGAAGAAGAGCCAGAUGAUUCACCUUCCUCAAGUAGUUCUUCAAAUGAUUCAACUGAUUCUGCAAGUGAAUCUUCAACAGACUCACAAGAACAUAAACCUAUUAAUUUUAUUCUACCGGAAAUUGAUCCUAAAAUUUUUGAUUGA
This is a messenger RNA of Ambispora leptoticha, 544 nucleotides long. Lineage: Eukaryota; Fungi; Glomeromycota; Glomeromycetes; Archaeosporales; Ambisporaceae. The record is from the annotation of a GenBank genome assembly.